Molecule: messenger RNA, 1221 nt
Organism: Sitophilus oryzae (rice weevil)
Lineage: Eukaryota; Metazoa; Arthropoda; Insecta; Coleoptera; Curculionidae
Exons: 1
Coding region: 1-1221 (406 amino acids)
Source: RefSeq, a predicted model, not a curated record
AUGUCCGAUAAACUAAAUAUAUUUCAAAAGGCCGUAUUCGACGAGGUCGUAGUGAAAGAACAGGAACAUACAUACUAUCCGCAAACGAAUUCCUUUGGAAACAACGAUGAAAUUGAAAUCAUUAUCAAUCAACAGGACAUUUUAGUCGAUUUUUCUAGUGGUUACCUGUAUUUAGAGUGUGUUUUUAAACCGAUUAAUGAAGGCGAGGCACCCAGAGGAAAAUGUAAAUUAACAAAUAAUGUAGGAGCAUACUUAUUCGAGUCCAUAUCGUACGAACUCAACGGAAAGGAAAUUGAUAAGGUUCGAGAUCCUGGUCUGGUAACAGCUAUGCGAGGAUACCUGUGCUAUACAAGCAAUGAAGUCACAGCAUUAGAGGGUGCUGGAUGGUGUAAUUUGGAAAAGAAAAAUUCCGCAAUAGCCACUUAUCAUACAGAUAACUCAUUCACGUUACGAAUUCCCCUUUCACACUUGUUUAGUGUAUUUCACGAUUAUCGACGAGUUUUGACGGGGAAGCAUAAAUUUCGUUUGAUUAGGGCUCGUACCGAUGAUAAUUGUUACGAAAGUAGUGGAACCAGUACUGCCACAAUUGAAGUGCAAAAAAUCGAGCUUAAAGUAAAGCACGUACACCCUAACGAUAAAUAUAAACUACAUUUAUUGGAACAAAUGAAUACGGAUAAAGUUAUACAAAUACCAUUUAGACAAUGGGAAUUUCAUGAACUACCCGCAUUAAGAUCAACACACAAGGAUGUGUGGAGUGUAAAGACAGCCUCGAAUUUAAUGCGUCCCAGAUAUGUUUGCAUUGCUUUUCAAACAGAUCGUAAGGAUAAUUCCAAAGCUAGUGUAUCCGAAUUUGACCAUCUAAAUUUACGAAAUAUCCGAUUGUGGCUCAAUUCAGAAAUAUAUCCGUUUGAAAAUCAAAAUUUUGAUUUUAAAAAGAAGAGAUAUACCGAAGCUUUCCAAAUAUAUUGUGAUUUUCAAAAGAUAUUCUAUGGAAGAAAUACGUCAUUUCCCCUAUUUAAUUACGACUCAUUUGAAAAAUUUCCCAUUUUCGUAAUCGAUUCAUCCAAACAAGAAGAUAUCAAAUCGUCUACUGUGGAUGUUAAAUUGGAAUUUGAAGCAAGCGAAAAUUUUCCAUUAAACACUCGAUGCUACUGUAUAAUUGUACACGAUAAAAUAUUUGAAUACAGUGCCUUAACGACAGCCGUCAAAGAAUUAUUAUAA